ACACACACACACACACACACACGCAGCAGCAGCAGCAACAUGCACCUCGCCACGCUCUUUACCCUCCCCCUCCUCGCCGCCGCUGUCCCAACCGCACCACACCUCGUGCAGGGACAGCAGGGCCAGGUCGUCUUCUCGGGUGCAGGCGCAGGUGCCGCCGGGUCCGCCAGCUCGGGCAUCAAGAUUGACCUCGACCUCGACGACCUCCGUCUUGUGCAGUUUGGCGAGCGGGAACCCCCCGUCUGGAUCACCGAGCUCGAGAAGAUCGAGGCAAAGGCAAAGGGAAGGCGGUUUAUGGACAUUACCGAGACGCCGACGCUCGGCCUCACUUCCUUCCUCACGCCUGCAUCGGCAAAGUACACCUACCCGAAGCCCGGCAAGUAUGCCAAGGAAGUCAAGGAAAUCUACAAGUCGCUCAGCGUCGAGCACAUGAAGACGUUCUUGAAGAAGUUUAGCGGCUUCAAGACACGCUACUACCGUUCCGACACUGGACGCGAGUCGCAGCUCUUCCUUCUUGGCACACUUCGCGAGAUCGCACGCAACUACCCCGAGGUGACCAUCAAGGAGUUUGAGCACCCGUGGGCUCAGAACUCGAUCAUUGUGCGCUUCCCCCACUCCGGCCCCAAGGAUGCUCCUGUGGUCGUUGUCGGCGCUCACCAGGACUCGACCAACAUGUGGCCGUUCCUCCCGGCGCCCGGUGCCGACGACGACGGCUCGGGCACCACCUCGUCGCUUGAGGCCUUCCGUGCUCUUAUCGGCGCCAACUUCACCGCCCCCUUCCCCGUCGAGUUCCACUGGUACUCGGCCGAGGAGGGCGGUCUCCUCGGCUCGCAGGCCAUCGCCAAGUCGUACGAGGAGAAGGGCAUCAAGGUCCGCGCUAUGCUGCAGAUGGACAUGACCGCCUGGGUCAAGGAGGGCACGACGGAGAGCGUCGGUGUCAUCCAGGACUUUGUCGACCCCGCCCUCACCGAGUUCAACUGGGGCCUCGUCGAGGCCUACCUCGACAUCCCUCCCGUCAAGACCCAGUGUGGCUACGCCUGCUCGGAUCACGCUUCGUUCUCCAAGGCCGGCUACCAGUCGUCGUUCGCUAUUGAGAGCCGCUUCGAGGACUCGAACAAGAACAUUCACUCGACUUCGGACACUAUUGACCACCCCGAGUUCUCCUUCACCCACAUGCGGGAAUUCUCCAAGCUCGCCAUUGCCUUUGCCUACGAGCUCAGCAUUGCCAAGUCGGACAAGUAAACACUCACCACUCCGUCCGCCUUGCCCAUCCCUUCCCGGUCGAGAGCACACAGACCGGCACAUACAUUGCCCUCGCGUGGGCCGCCAUUCCGCUUGCAUCGCACCGUCGCAACCAUGUUAGUUUGAUAUGUAUUCAGAAGUAUCCAAUGCAGUUGAUAAGCCAUGAGCAAGA
Messenger RNA from Vanrija pseudolonga, 1414 nucleotides. It is a transcript of the gene LAP1, whose product is annotated as Leucine aminopeptidase 1. The record is from RefSeq and is a predicted model, not a curated record. The transcript has 6 exons. Gene Ontology annotation, molecular function: metalloexopeptidase activity. Gene Ontology annotation, biological process: proteolysis. Lineage: Eukaryota; Fungi; Basidiomycota; Tremellomycetes; Trichosporonales; Trichosporonaceae. Bases 40 to 1242 code for a protein of 400 amino acids.